Messenger RNA from Striga asiatica, 888 nucleotides. Lineage: Eukaryota; Viridiplantae; Streptophyta; Magnoliopsida; Lamiales; Orobanchaceae. The record is from the annotation of a GenBank genome assembly.
AUGCGGUGGAAACCCCAGAUUUCUGCUUCACUUCAAGUCCAGACCCCAGAUUUCUGCUUCACUUCAAGUCCAGAUAUGGAGAUAUUUCUGCUCGGAGGUCCGUGGGGAUGUCGGAUCCGGCGAAGGCGUAGGAGGAGGGAGACGGCGAUGGCGACGACCGUUUGCCAAUUUGAAAAUUGGCUUGAGAAACUCGCCAAAGAUGGCUACCUCUAUCGAUCUGAUUUUGGGCAAUGCAUAGGAAUGAGAGAUUCGAAGGAAUUUGCGUUGGAAUUGUUCGAUGCGUUGAGUAGAAGGAGACGGCUGAAAGUGGACAAAAUCAGUAAGGAGGAGCUUUACAAAUCCUGGUCGCAGAUUUCAGAUCAAAGUUUUGAUUCCAGGCUUCAGAUUUUCUUCUACAUGACUCCUACUAUAUCUGAGCAAUUCGUCCACACUUUGUGUUGCUACAGGGUUGUGUCGUUUAAUAAAACCGUUUUCAACAUUACGGUGCCGAACAGGCCCCACCAUGGGUCCAGCGGGUCAGACAUCACGAUGUCGAGCUCAGAGAGCGCAUCACGAGACAAUUUUGAUGACGUACAAACACAAGACACAUGUCGUGGAUUCAACAUACCUGUUACAGUGAAGUUGGCGGAGAAAUCGGCCAUAAGGAGGAAUUUGGGACUAUUAAUUAGUUUUUUGGAUGGUUUCGAGGUCGACACGUUGGAGAAGCACAAGUCGGCGGCCGAGUCGUGCGACCGGUCGAUUUUGGUGUGGGGGAAUAAGGGGGCGUCGGGGGCCCACCAUACGGCGGUGGUAGGGGCGUUGACAGGGCACGCGGGGCCCGUGAUGUGUCUGGCUUUCGUUUGGGAUGUGUUGAUGAGCGGGUCGGGAGACGGGAUGGUGAGGAUGUAG